Messenger RNA from Staurois parvus, 1179 nucleotides. Lineage: Eukaryota; Metazoa; Chordata; Amphibia; Anura; Ranidae. The record is from the annotation of a GenBank genome assembly.
AAUGAACUGAUCCUAGGAGACACCAGCGGGAAGCUGCAUGUGUACAAGAACGAUGAGAGCAAGCCCUGGCUGACCCGCUGCUGUACUGGCAUGCUGACCUGUGUCGGUGUUGGAGAUGUUUGCAACAAAGGAAAGAAUCUCGUGGUUGCAGUCAGUGCUGAGGGAUGGUUUCAUCUUUUUGACCUAAGCUCCAAAUUGGAUACUACAUGGGACUUUAUGGGAGAGGAAAUGAAAGCCAACUACACUCAGCAUCUGCCUGCCAAUACAAAGCUUGUUUUGAUAAGUGAUAUAGAUGGAGAUGGCCGCUAUGAGCUAGUUUUGGGUUACACUGACCGUGUAGUACGUGCUUUCCGAUGGGAGUGUCCCCCAGAUUCUGACAUAUCCUAUGGUCAGCUUGUACCUUUGAAAAAAUGGCUUCUUGAGGGACAGGUGGACAGUCUUUCUGUGAACCCAGGAGCAGACGGUACUCCGGAACUAAUGGUGUCCCAGCCAGGUUGUGGAUAUGCAGUUUUGAGGUGUACUUGGAGUGAUGAAACUAGCCUGGCAUCUGAGGGGCCAGGAGCAGCUGAAGCAAGGGAAGUUUCUUCUAGAGAUGUAAUCCUCCAUCAAACAUCUGGCCGGAUUCACAAUAAAAAUGUUUCCACACACCUCAUUGGUAGCAUCAAGCAGGGACCAGGUGUGGGGAACAGAGAAGCUGGUUUGUUUGCACUCUGUACACUGGAUGGCACUUUGAAACUCAUGCAGGGUUCCGAUAGGCUUUUGUGGUCAGUUCAGGUUGAUCAUCAGUUGUUUGCUUUGGAGAAACUAGAUGUGACGGGAAAUGGCCAAGAGGAAGUUGUUGCCUGUGCAUGGGAUGGACAAACGUACAUUAUUGAUCACAAUCGCACAGUACUGCGCUUCCAGGUUGAUGAGAAUGUUAGUGCCUUCUGUGCUGGGCUGUAUGCCUGCAGGGGAGGUCAGAAUAGUCCAUGCCUGGUUUACGUGGGUUUUAACCAAAAAAUCUAUGUAUACUGGUCAGUGAUUCUGGAAAGAAUAGAAUCUUCCAAUAUCCUUCGUGUUUUGGAGGGAAAUGAAGAAUUUGCUUCAGUUCUUAAAGAAUUGCAUGUGGAUGCAAGUGAUACUUCUGCUGUUCGUGAACUUAUCCAUCAAACCUUGUAUUCUCCUACUGGACAACAUUAA